AUGCCUCGCCAAAACAACGUUAAUAGCACUUCUGUGCCCGAAUCUUCUUAUUUUCUCCGCAGACGUACCAACGCAAUGAAACCGUUCGUCAGUGACCAGGAGGUUCAUAUUACACGUGGCUCUAUUGUCAGUCAUAUCAGCACGCUGGUCCUCUUUCUGUGUCUCUGGUUGACUGAUGUCAGUUCCAGGCCCAAUUACAAAUACCUUCUGCAAGCUGAAUCGCCCAGCGGUCCGGAGCUCCGGAAUUCCUACGAUACCUGGGAAUCCGCCGCUUCAGUUGCACCAUGGGAACCCCCAGUAGCCCCAGCAGAUGAAGAUGAUAAUCAGCGUAGUGAAGCACUUUCCUGGAAUCAUCAAACAAACAUAGAGCGCGAUUACCAUUACACAUCUCGCAUGUACUAUACACUCACUUUAUUGAACGAUACAAAUGCUCUGUGCAAUGACGGAACUCAGGCAGGUUAUUACUAUCGACGGUCAAAAGGGGGAAAUUCACAAAAUUGGCUUAUAUUCCUUGAGGGUGGAUGGUAUUGUUUUGACAACACCACCUGCCAGCUACGUGAAUCAAGUACCUUCUCCCUGUUUUCUUCAAGUUCUUGGCCGCAGCAACGACCCUCGUCGAAUUCCUUUGUUCUUGUCAUCACUAACAUGCGCCUGACCGCGAACUGUUUAAUCAGUUUUAUUUGCGAAAGUCAACAUCGAAUGUUCCUUUCACUAGAUGAAUUCUAUGUGACAAAUUCUGGACAACCAAUCAACUUUCGAUUCACGCGUAACUCCACACUUCUGUUUUUGUCCCGCCUCAUUUCAAUGCUGAAUAACCGAAGCAAACAAAGUCGGCACCAACCAGUAUUUUCUCAUACAUCCUACCCACGGAAACCUACUGCAAAUGAUCCUGGUGAGAUCAGCCAAAAUUUACGGACCUCCGAAACUCUGCUUGUCAAUUCGAACAAAAAAUCCUUGCUUCAAUACGAGCCUUCUUCAGCACUGAUCGUAAGGCCACAUGGUUCGCGUGAACAGAGGAGUCUACUGUGGCCGCAGUACAGAAGAGCAUUAAAGGGCCUUCCUUCCCCAGAUUCAUCACAUGUGCCUAGAAAUGAGUACUUGCUUUAUCAUCUUAUUGACUCGUGUGGUUUGGCUGCUGGAUCCAAUAGGCAUGGUCCUUAUGUUUGCUCUGAAAAGGACCCAGAAUCAGCCACUAAAAUACAGAUUAAAAAUCAUCGUGAAGAUCAACUGGAUAAUCUGAUCCCACAGUGUAACCCGACCUGUGGAUUCCUGUCAAAUCCUCAAAGAAUGAAGCUUGUGGAUGUUCUUGCUCUGUAUGAGAUCAACACGGAAGUCUUGGCUAAAAUAUUAGGCCUGACGUCUUCGGAACUUCGAAACUUGAAGUCUGAAGAACAGAUGAAGUUGCUGUUUUGCGGAAACAGUCGGCUAAAGCGCCAUCUUUUAUCGCGCCGGCGGCGUGGCACAAUUUAG
Messenger RNA from Opisthorchis viverrini, 1470 nucleotides. RefSeq lists its product as hypothetical. The transcript is spliced from 5 exons. The coding region runs from base 1 to 1470 and encodes 489 amino acids. The record is from RefSeq and is a predicted model, not a curated record. NCBI's taxonomy places the organism in Eukaryota, Metazoa, Platyhelminthes, Trematoda, Opisthorchiida, Opisthorchiidae. Gene Ontology annotation, molecular function: hydrolase activity.